AAAAUUUCAUCUAAUAGUUUUAUUGACUGUAGUCGCUAUUUUCAGUUUAGGUUCAAUUAGGUUAGGGAAAUUCUGUAUUUUAUCCGAAAGAGGGCGAUUGGCAUAGAGUCUGUUAUCACGUGAUCAACUUCUAUUCGGUUGGCGUAAGAAGAAUGACGACCGAUUGUAUACUUGAGCGAAAAGAAUGAACGCAAAAUUUCGAAGAUCGUAUCGUUCAAAAAAUACAUCGAAUCCUAACGUUACUCCCCCUCAGUGGAUAAAAAGUAACAAUAAUUAUCAGAAAUUGAACAGUUUGGACAGUUUCCGGUUAUGAUAACUACUAAAAACUCGGCAAAAUACAAUACACUAUUUCUAAACUGACUUGAAUGGCGGAAGAAGCACGACACUAAGAAAACUCGAUGCGGAAUACACGAAAGAAAUCGUUUAAACGAUAAUAAAUAUUUUAUUAUAAAAACAAUUUUAAUGAAUUAUAUAUUAUUAUUAUUAACCGUACUUCAAAUUAUAAAUUAAUCUAUUCUCGAUUUAAAAUUUUUUUGUUUGUAAACUACGCUUAUUGAAGUUUCUGUAACUUUUCUUCUCAUUCUCAAUUUAAAUGCAGCAAUAGUAAACAUUUGAAAAUACGCACGUGUGCCUCGUAAAAUUAUAUUUUUAUCUUGAAAUUAUUCAUAAAUAAUUGUUAUAAUUCGAGUAUAAAUGUAAUUUAUAUUAAGAAAUACCGAUAAGAUGUGAAUGUUUAUCUGUUAGUUGAUUAAAGAACUAUCCUGAUUGACUUCAAAAUGUUACUUGGAAGUAUGAAUACUGCAUCAAUUUUACAAUAUAAAUUUUUCUAUCAAUUUAUCAAGUUAUCAAAGAGAAAUUUUAAUUUAACAGGUUUAUCAUUUAAAAUUAUACCAGAUAAUUUAAAAGGAAAAUCAAAAAGUUCUCAGGAAUGGUUGACUCGGCAGUUGAACGAUGUUUAUGUAAAAAAGUCACGUUAUGAAAGUUAUCGAGCUAGAAGUGCCUACAAGUUAAUAGAAAUAGAUGAUAAGUAUAAAUUAUUUAAACCUGGAAUGAUUGUUAUAGAUUGUGGAGCAGCACCAGGUUCAUGGAGUCAAGUUGCCAUCAAACGUGUUACUGGAAAAAAUAAUGAAAAUCAUACUGAAGGAAAAGUAAUUGCUUUAGAUAUUAUUCAUGUUGCACCAAUAGAUGGAGUAACAAUUUUACAAGAAGCUGAUUUUAAAAAUCCUUCUACACAGAAAAAAGUAAUAGAUAUACUUGAUGGAUCUAAUGCUGAUAUUGUUUUAAGUGAUAUGGCACCUAGAGCAUCAGGCAUAAAAGAAUUAGAUGUAACUAAUAUUAUAUCACUUGCUUAUACUGUAUUACAGUUUUCUAUACGAAUAUUAUCUAUAGGUGGUACUAUACUUUGCAAAGUAUGGGAUGGAGAUAGUGUAAAUGAUCUUGAAAUGAACAUGAAGAAAUUUUUCAGUUCAGUGAAGCGGAUUAAACCUCCUGCUAGUCGUAUGGAUUCUGCAGAAUUGUUUUUAUUAGGAAAAGAUUUUAAAGGAAUUAAAAAGCUCAUUGUAGGUUUGGCCAGGCCAAGUCCACAAUGGGAAAGCCAGAUGGUGAGGGAUGGGGCCUGACAUAUCCAGGACAGACCCAAAAAAUUUCUGGAAUUUUUAAACUGCCUGGAUUUGAGUAAUAGAUGAUGCCUUAGCCAUCUCAGCCAUCUGCCAAUUGAACAUAAAACAGACAAUAAUGAUUAUAGGUUGUCAGUUAUUAACCUGUUGAGAAUAGUGCAUAACUUUCUGGGGAGUUUGAACCCAGAUCACCUUUCUAAUGGAUUGUUCAUGAGACAUAUUAGAGUUUAUGGAAAAAAUAUGGCAGAUAUAGCCAUGUCAUCUACUGUACGUAUAUAAUCUCAUUGAUUUCAAAUCAGAGAGUUAAUGAAUAUUGUAUAUAAUGUAAAUACUGUACUUCUGGUACAUAAUUCUGUGAUGAUGGUAAUUUAAAUAUGUACAGUCAACUACUAAUUUAGAAAGAUAGUGGAGGGUUCAUAGACUGUGGUAUUUUGAAUUUCAUGGUAAGUUUGCAAAUUACUUGAAAAUAACUAUGAGCACAAUAAUAGACACUGCUAUAUUUCAACAAGCUAAAUAAAGUAAAAUGCACAGUAUAACAUGAAAAAUAUAACUCAUUACCAAUCACAAAGACUACUCAUUUAAAAACUAUAUAUUUAUAUUUUUUUUAUUUAACCAAACGACCCUAUGACCAUUGGCCUUUUUCAAGGAUAAAAAAAAAAAACUAAAGAUACAGACAUUUACAUAAUAUACAAUCAACAAAACAAUAAAAAGAACAGAGAAAAGAAAAAAAAUAAUAAUAAAAUAAAAAUACACACAACUAAUCACAGCUCAAUUUUUUUACAGCCCAUUUAAAUUACCUGUAAGUACUCAAAUCUUUGUAUUCUUCUUUUAAAGCAUUCCAGUUAUAUAUAAGUUGAUAGAUUGUCUCAUCCUUAACUUUUGGUAGAAUCAAAUUAUUUUUCCAUUGAUAGUUGUAGUUAGAAGGCCUAAGGCAGGCAUGGCCAACAUAUCGCCUGUCUAAUGAAUUUAUGCGGCCCACAAUUAAUCCUUCAAUAUUAGCUACUUAAGUCCGAAUAUGUUGAUGAAAAAUUCUGAUACC
This is a messenger RNA of Centruroides sculpturatus (bark scorpion), 2655 nucleotides long. It is a transcript of the gene Mrm2, whose product is annotated as rRNA methyltransferase 2, mitochondrial-like. Gene Ontology annotation, cellular component: mitochondrion. NCBI's taxonomy places the organism in Eukaryota, Metazoa, Arthropoda, Arachnida, Scorpiones, Buthidae. The coding region runs from base 777 to 1619 and encodes 280 amino acids. The transcript has 5 exons. The record is from RefSeq and is a predicted model, not a curated record. Gene Ontology annotation, molecular function: rRNA (uridine-2'-O-ribose)-methyltransferase activity. Gene Ontology annotation, biological process: RNA methylation.